Messenger RNA from Tuber melanosporum (Perigord truffle), 757 nucleotides. RefSeq lists its product as uncharacterized. NCBI's taxonomy places the organism in Eukaryota, Fungi, Ascomycota, Pezizomycetes, Pezizales, Tuberaceae. The record is from RefSeq and is a predicted model, not a curated record. The coding region runs from base 138 to 650 and encodes 170 amino acids. The transcript has a single exon.
UCACGGAUCAAUUGCGCCUCUUCUGUACUUGUACUUCCUCUCGUCUCAAUUCAUUUCAUCUCUUCCCCUUCUCGCCAAACCCCACCUACGCAUCCCCUGGACUACAAACAAACCAGACAAACAAUUCCAAGCACAAAAUGCCUACGCAAACUGAGGAAGCCCGCACCUCGCUAACCCAUGAAAACUCAUCGCCCGCCAAUCCCGCACCAACUUUGCAGCCCCUUGUGGACGACCAGGCCAGCUACACAGCGCUCCGCUACCGCGCUUCGCUGGGCGUCCUCGUCGUAGCACCGGCCCUGGUCAUCCUCCCCCCUCGCAAGAUGGAUCUCUUCACCUUCGGCCUCGGCGCCUCCUGGCUCUACUGUCUUGGUGAGGUCGCAAAUCAGCAUGGUCGUGACCCCUGGCGCGGGUUUAAGCGGUAUGAGCAGUUUGAGAAGGAGAAGUUGGAGGGGAGGGACAUGGGAGGAAGGGUGGCCGAGACUAAUGGCGAGUUGGUCGGGGCUGGUGGGUGGAGAGGGGAGAAGGUUGUCAGGGAUGUCCGACCCAAGGAGGCGGGGAGGAGCAUUUCUGAGAUUAUUAUAGAGCGGGUAUGGGAUGUUUGGGAGCAGAAGGAUAGGGAUCAGGAGGAAGGGAAGAAAGGGAAAAAUUGAGCGUGAGAUUGAGGUGGGGGUCGGACUGCUGUGUAGCUCUGCUCCCACAUUCAUACAAUCGUGGCACACCUAGAUACACGCCCCCUCCAAGUACACACUCACUACUG